AUGAUUGAGGUUUUCAAAUUGAGUAAUCAAACAGCUAAGUCGAUACCGUUGCCCAAGAAACAUGGCCUUGAUUUCCCACAGGGCCUCGAUGCUCGUCCAGCUAACCAAUCGCUGUAUCGCAGCAUUCUUGGCAAGCUACAGUUUGCUGCACAGACGGCCCGUCCGGACAUUGCCUACGCUACAGGCAAGCUUGCUCAGUAUGCGAGUGACCCUAGAGCUAUUCAUAUGGAUAGAGCAUAUCAUGUUCUGAGCUACCUCAAAGGCACCAAGGACCUGGCAAUUGUCUAUCACAAAAAUGUACCAGGGGCCUCUCCGCGGCUUCUGAGAGGCUGGUCAGAUGCCGAUUGGGCAAACGAUCCCGACAGGAAGUCUAUCUCAGGCUUUGCAUUCUCUCAUGGUCCCUCAACCUUCUCUUGGAAGUCGGCCAAACAGAAGUUGACAGCAACUUCCACAACCGAGGCUGAGCUGAUUGCCGCUUUCUCUGCCACGUGUGAGGCAGUUUACUUCCGAGAUCUUUUGGAAGAACUUGGUGAAUCUCAACCAACGACUGUCAUCAUGGAGGACAACAAAGGUGUCCUGGAUCUCAUGAAGGACAGCAAACAUCACGAGCGGACUAAACAUAUUGAUACCAAGUACAUGCGCACCAGAGACCAUGUCAAAGCCGGCGAUACCCGUCUUGAAGCUGUUACUUCAGCAGAUAAUGUGGCAGACAUUUUUACCAAAGCUCUGGCUAAGCCGCAGUUUUUAUAUUUGAGGAAUCUUCUGGUCUUCUCCGCUAUGUCUAAUCACGGAAACACUACAGGAGUCAAUGAAGGACCCUCAUCCUUCGAGUCAGCCAGCACUGGAAGUUCUGUUGCCCACUCAACAUCUGAGACCCAUUCAAAGAACAACGCCAGCUCUUAUGAGACAUUCGCCGAUCUCCCUGUUCAUCGUCAAAUUGAUCUCGCUGACCGUUCUGGAUUUACCGUUAGACAAUUAACCAUUGCCAACAUACCAGUUUUCCUCCCCCAUCCCAAAAGGUUUUAUUAUCUUGACCAAGUAGAAUUUGCUUACAAUUCCGCACCACAGUCUACUAUUAAGACAUCUCCAUUUGUCGCUGAUCUUGGCUUUCUACCUCGCCAACCUGCAAUGAUCCGUCCACCAUCGGAUGCUCGUACACCCUCAAAUGUGGAAAGUCUACAAGUCAAACUGAAAGCUAUUCUGUUACGUACUCAAGAGUACAUGAGUUUCUCACAGUUGAGUCAACAACGACAAGCUGACAAGCAUCGUCGUCCUGUGGAAAUUAAAGUUGGUGAUUCUGUUCUUAUCCACCACACUAGUUUUCAGAGCCCUAGCAAUAGGAUGCUGCCACUUUUCGUCGGUCCAUACACCGCCGUUAAAGCAAUUGGGGGAGGAAAUGCGUUUGAAUUGGAUUUACCCACUACUGUUAAGAACAACCGUGUUUUUAAUGUUUCGAAAUUACGCAAAUAUGUCAAAUCUGAUGAAUACCCUGCUGAGAUUAGACCUACUGAGGAUUAUGUUAAGAAGAACUUGAACCGCAUUGCUAGCGUAGCCGCUAUGCAAAAUGGUCUUGUCUAUCUACAGUUCACAGAUAGCCUACCUGGACAUUGCGUCGCCAUUUCAACAAGUUUUUGGAAUACUAUGCCUGCCGAAAAAAGGAUACCAUUAUUCAAAGCUUACAUGGUUAGAAUCAAAGCUCGGGACGAGCCUUUAUGA
This is a messenger RNA of Magnusiomyces paraingens, 1716 nucleotides long. RefSeq lists its product as uncharacterized. The record is from RefSeq and is a predicted model, not a curated record. The coding region runs from base 1 to 1716 and encodes 571 amino acids. The transcript is spliced from 3 exons. Lineage: Eukaryota; Fungi; Ascomycota; Dipodascomycetes; Dipodascales; Dipodascaceae.